AUGUCUGCCUCAGUUUCUGUGAAGUGUGCUCUGAGAUUUCAGUGUUUUUUGGAUACUUCUGAUUAUUUAUUAUCCAUUUCAUCUCUGUCUGUAAAGAGUUUCCAAAAUUUAUUCGAAAAAUGUCCCGCGAAAAAAAAUCGCAUCAAUGUGUAUGUGCCACCAAUAAGUAGUUUUCCCGAAUCCAGUUUGCCGGGCGGCUAUGAACUCCAGGAUCGCGUCGAGUUGCCCAAGGCUACGGACGUCCUUGAGAAUGUCCUUGAAGAGCGAGAGCCGCACUUUCUCAACGUAAUCGAUGGCCGGGGACGUCUUUUGGAGCAAAUGCGUUAUUUUGGCGACGAUUACCGUUUGGCUUUGAGAGAGGCCUUCACCCAAGAGGGCCACAUCCAUCCGGAUAAUGGUGCAGAAUUUGCAUCUCCAAAUCUCGAGCCCCUGACUGAAAACCCUUACCCGUGACCACAAUAAAACAUUCGGAAUGAGUGGCAUACCGGCAAAUAAAUAAACUGUCUCAAUUGA
This is a messenger RNA of Drosophila gunungcola (fruit fly), 513 nucleotides long. RefSeq lists its product as uncharacterized. The coding region runs from base 1 to 453 and encodes 150 amino acids. The transcript has a single exon. The record is from RefSeq and is a predicted model, not a curated record. Lineage: Eukaryota; Metazoa; Arthropoda; Insecta; Diptera; Drosophilidae.